Cebus imitator (Panamanian white-faced capuchin) is the source of this 1702-nucleotide messenger RNA. It is a transcript of the gene PROCA1, whose product is annotated as protein interacting with cyclin A1. The record is from RefSeq and is a predicted model, not a curated record. The coding region runs from base 867 to 1655 and encodes 262 amino acids. Lineage: Eukaryota; Metazoa; Chordata; Mammalia; Primates; Cebidae. The transcript has 3 exons. Gene Ontology annotation, biological process: phospholipid metabolic process; arachidonate secretion. Gene Ontology annotation, molecular function: A2-type glycerophospholipase activity.
GGAGGGAAGUGUUUGGUCCUGAAGGGUUACCCAGCUGUCCCAUCCUCAACCCAUCCCCUACAGAUGCCAGAGGGACCCCUUUCUCAAGGCCACAAUCACCCUAUUCCUUUGUAUAGCACUAGGGCACAUAAGUAUCUUUGACAUAUGUGAAUUGAGUCCUCCCAACAACCCUGCAAAAUAGGUAUGACCACCAUCCCAUUUUGUGGAUAAGGAAACUGAAGGCUCAGAUAAAUAAAGGAAUUUGCCCUAGGCCACACGACUAGUAAGUGACAGACCCACGACUUGGGCUCAGGCCUGACUACAAGUUCAGGGCACUUUGCCACUAUGCUGCCCUUUGGCCCAGCUCAGCAGUGGUGAGGGAGGCUGAGCUGGUGGUGGUGCCUGCCACACACUGUGCCUCCUCAUCUCCCCUGGUGAUUAAGGGUACCGGAGGGGAGGAAAGAGAUACAGAGAUCACCAGAGGGGUGACUGCAAGGAGUCUGACAGGUGCUGCCGGAAACACAAGCAGUGCACUGGGCACAUCAUCUACCCCUUCGCCUCUGACUGUGGCCGCCACAGCCUGCACCUACACUCUGUCAAGCACUGCGACUGCAAUUCUAGGUGACACAGCCCCCCACUUGGAGAACCCAUGGCAGAGCCAUGUCCAGACUUUCAUUGUGGUCCCCCCUUCAACCUUUGGUUUAGCCUCUUCAGCUUUGACCUGGUGCUGCUGGCCCAGCCCCAGCUCUCCACACAUUGCUUUGCUCUAAGAGCAAUGGGGAGGAGGUCUGUUGGUGGCCUGGGCCAGGCCCAGCGGAAGCCCACUGUCCUUCAGGCUUCUGGCUCUGGGUCCCUGGGAGAGUGAUGGGAGACAGGCUGAGAGUCCCAUGUAUGGCAGGCGGAAGGACUGCUCAGAGAAUAGCAGCAGCUCCUGGGGCGGGGGCCCAACCUGCUCCCGUGUCAUCAAGUCCCCUUGCUUUGAGCUCACCCCGGAGGAGGAGCAUGUGGAGCGGUUCUGGUAUGGCUGGUGUGAAAGCUACAGACCUGUCUCCGUGGCAGUGAUCCACCAUCCCCUUCACCAUGAGUGCGGGGCAGAUGAUGUAAAUGAAGAGGAAGAGGUGGAGGAAAGCAAGCCUCCUAUCCCGGCGCAGGUGGGGCCCGCCACUGCCUCCCCUGACCUAGGCACCACCAUGGCCACUGGUACCCCUGACUCUGCAGCACCCAUCACCAUCUGGCGCUCUGAAAGCCCCACAGGGAAGGGCCAGGGCAGCAAGGUGAUCAAAAAGGUAAAGAAGAAAAAGGAAAAAGAGAAAGACGAGGAGGACACAGAUGAGAAGGCAAAGCUGAAGAAAAAAGCCAAGAAGGGCAAAUUGACUAAGAAGAAAAGCCCGGUUAAAUCAGAGCCUUCCCCUCCAGACGUGAGCCGAUCAUUAAGCCCAAGACAGCUGGCCAGGAUGUCUGAGUCCAGCCCAGAAAGCCGGGAAGACAUGGAGAGCGAGGACAGUUACAGUGGCCGGGGGCAGGCGGACCCGUCCAGUGAGGAUAAUGUGGAAUCGUCAUCACCCAGGAAGAGAGAGAACACAGUCCAGGCCAAGAAGACAGGGGCAAAGCCCUCACAAACCAGGAAGGUAAACAAGAGAAAAUCUCCCCCAGGAUCAAACCCCAAUCUCAGUUGAGGCCAGGGUGCAGAAUAAAUGCCAUAGAGCCUGUGACUGGCCCCCUG